GAGGCUAACAGCUCCUCGAUUCUGUUGUCUCUCGUUUGUUGGCGAUGUGCAUUAUGCUGCUUUUAGAGGCGCACGCUUUACGGGGAGAUUUUUUUCAUUAUUACAUUUCAUUUACAGCAACAACGUUCAACGUGGCGUUGGCCAAAAGGACCUAAAAGAUUUUUUACGCUGUGGUUCAUAGAACGAUUUGCCUUGACUCGAAACAACAUCUUUCAACGACCGGUCGUAGCUCUUGGCAUGGUGUUGCGAGGAAACACGGGCUGUGUUUGGUGUUGCUGGGCACUGGCCCAGCCCUGAGAUGCUUGGCCCUCUCCCCUGGUGCCCGUCUCAGGGAUGAGGACCAUCCUUAUCCUCUUCCUCUUCGCUCUGUCUGUCCUGUGCACAACUGAGAGUGUGUCUGGGAAGACUGUGAAAGAUACGGUGCAAGAAUGGAACAACUACAGAAACGAGUGUAUCCACAAGAUAAGCAUAGAACCCACCACCUCAGGUGUCUUCUGCCAUCGUAUGUUCGAUAUGUACGCCUGCUGGCCAGAUGCAGCACCCAACACCACAGUUAAAGUGCCCUGUCCAUGGUACCUACCCUGGUAUGACCAAGUAAAACAUGGUUAUGUUCUGCGAGAGUGCAGUUCAGAUGGCCAGUGGGCCACCAACAGCACCAGUCGGACCUGGAGGGACCAUUCACAGUGUAGUGCAGAUGGCAGCCAGCAGACUGCAGAGGAGACCCAAAUGAUGGUUUUGGCCUAUUUCCGGGUGAUGUACACUGUGGGCUAUUCGCUGUCUCUGAUCAGCCUCUCUCUGGCCCUCGUCAUCCUGCUCCUCUUCAGGAAGUUGCGGUGUACACGGAACUACAUCCACACCAACCUGUUUGCCUCAUUCAUCCUGAGAGCUGUGUCCAUACUCACCCGGGAUGCCCUCCUUACCAGGGACACACCUGAGUUCAAGGACAACCAAGAUGUGUCUAACAUCCUCAGUGACCAGGCCCUGUCAGGUUGCCGUGUGGCCCAGGUCAUCAUGCAGUACUGUGUUGGGGCCAAUUACUACUGGCUGUUAGUGGAGGGACUUUACCUGCACAAUCUACUGGUCCUCAUGGUUUUCUCUGAGCACAGCUACUUCUGCGGGUACCUCGUCAUUGGAUGGGGCACCCCACUCUUGUUUGUCAUUCCCUGGAUAGUGAUGCGGUACCUAUAUGAAAACACAAGGUGCUGGGAGAUCAAUGAAAACCUGGCAUACUGGUGGAUCAUCCGCACACCAAUACUAUUGGCUAUUUUAGUGAACUUUUUUAUAUUUAUAAGGAUCAUACAAAUUCUUGUGUCCAAAUUAAAAGCACAUCAGAUGAGGUACAGCGACUAUAAAUUCAGGUUGGCCAAGUCAACCCUGACUCUCAUUCCCCUGCUGGGCAUCCAUGAGGUGGUGUUUGCUGUGAUGACAGAGGAACAGACAGAGGGCACGCUCCGCAACGUCAACCUCUUCUUUGAACUCUUCUUCAACUCUUUUCAGGGAUUUCUGGUGGCCAUACUGUACUGUUUUGUCAAUAAAGAGGUGCAGUCUGAGAUCAAGAGAAAGUGGCAUCGUUGGAAGCUUGGUAUAAGUGUGUUGGAUGACCAGCGGAACACUGGCAGCCACACACAGCAAGGGGGCGCUGGAGGGCCCCAUUGUCACCACAACCCGCCUUGCCAGCCCGAGUGUCCCCAGGUGUCCAGGAACAACCACUUGUCUCAAACAUCUGCCCCAUCUCAGCAAACGUGCCCACUCCACCUCCACCCUGGGGCAAAGAAGGGCAAGGCCUACUACUACAUCUCCGCCCGCAAGCAGGUCCUUGGCUGCUUGAAUGGGCAGUCGGCCAGCCGUGAUGAUAGGGACGGCACAGCCAAAUACUCAGAGAGCUACUGCUGACGGCAAAGGGUUAUCCAUCCAUCUACAUGGAAUUAAAGUUAACUUUAUUGGCUUCUAUCGAGAUCAACAGGGUGACUAUUCUUGAAGGUGGAUAAUGUCUGAAGCCAUCAGUAGUAAAGCUAUUUGUUCAGGGAUGAAGUGUUUUUUUUUUUUUACAGAGGACCUGUGAUGUCUGUGAAGUGGAUGUUUUAUGUGUGUUUUCAAAUGGCCCACAAAGUGACACAUUACAUGCGCAGUAGAACAUCUGCGAUUCAGAGCUGGAUCACACUUAAGAUACUUUGGAAGUGGACACAUGAAAUUCACAUUAAUUUCUUCCAUCCUUUUUUAAUUUUUUGGUUGCUUAUGUUCUACCUCUUGACCUGGUUUUACACAUCACUGAUGAAGUCUGUUACGUGCCAACAUGCUAUGCUGAAAACAUAAUGACCAAGUUUAAAUGAAUGGAACUGUAUGGGCUCGUGAGGAAUACCAGUACAAAACGAACCACAAGACAAAAGACUGAGGGGCCAAAUGAGCUGUGUAGUCACAGACUGGUCGUUCCCACUUUUGAAACACACAUCUCAGCACACAGCACCAGUCUGUAUCAGGAACCCGCCGACUACGCAGGAACUCUCCUGCUCCUCCUGACGAGACACACUCAGUUCCCCAGCACGGUAGGAGGGCUGGUUUUUUUUCCCCGCCUUUGAGUGCACCCAGGUGGGGUUUUUUCCAUAUUCUUUGUCUGUUCGCAAUGGUGUCCAAGCACUUGUAGUGCACGAUUUCUAUUCCUCUUUCCAUUUAAAGACAAAAGGAUGGAAGGGACAUGUGGAGAUGGAGGAGAACUGAAGAAGUUCAGCCUUAAAUCCCCAGGUUCUCCCCUGCAUAGAUACCUUAAUUAUUACUGCAUUAUGUAGCACGCCUUUUCAAAGUAGACCAGAGGACACUAACCAUGACCUCCUCUGGCCUUAACCAUGUGGUAACUCUUUUGCUGUUAUAUUCUAUGGGAUAGACAUUUUCAGGGGAAUGCAUAUUGGGUUGUUGUUGUUAUGAAUUUUAAACCACACUGUUUUCUGGUGUUUAAAAUAUAACAUGUCAAAAAAUACAACAGCAACCUCAUCACACUGUCAUACCAUGUAUCAAGGCUUCAGGAGUAUUCCACAAAACACCAGGGCAACUCAUUUUUUACUUGCAUAUAGACAGGUACCCCAAAUGAAUGGUGUAUUCUCAUGACACAAAACGCACUUCUUUUGAAAGAAAAUCCACAGUAGUCAUAUAUUUAUAUAAUGUGCUCCAUUCAUCUUUUUGUCAAUAAAUUUCCUUGACACAAAAUGCAAAUAAGUAACACAGUGAAAAUAACAAAGAAAAUUGUGUUUUAAUUAUUGGCAGUUUCUUUUUUUGUCCUGCGCAUUUUAUUGGCUAUAAUGAGCUGUGCCUUUAAGAGCACAUUGCUUAUUGGUCCUAGCAGCUGCACCUGUGUAUGUUGGUGGGAUUGGAGAAAGUCAAUCAGUCUCUUUCUUGUGUGGAACAAGUGUUGUGCUCCCUAUCUGUCUCUACCACUGCAAACCAUAAUGCAACUGCUUACAUAUGCCCUUGUGUUUUAUUUUCACUAGUCUGUAGUACAUGUAUGUCCAGGUUAGUGUGCCGUGGAGACCCGGCAUUACACAGUCGACGUUUUAUCAUUAAACUCCGCCCUAUGAGUACCGCCAACUCCAUUGUCCUGCCUCCUCCAUUGUCCUGCCUCCUCCAUUGUCCUGCCUCCUCCAUGGUGUUUUCUGUCUGCACUCUACGAAGCAAACACAUUACAACAUCAAGAUGUACAACCAAAGAAUAAACAUGGUUUUUUACUAGUGCUGUUUAAUUCCUCCCAAAGGAGACCAUCUUCACAGUUCAGUUUGUGUUUUUUAUGUGAUUUGAUUAUAAGCUCUUGAAGAUUCAUGCUUCAGCAGAAAAUCACUGCGCUGUUCCCUUUGUCCUAUUUUUUUUUUCACCGAUUUUGUUUUUGUUUUUUUGUCUUUGUUGUUGUUGUUUUACAAAGCAAACUUGUUUUUCUUGAAAUGCCAGUAUAACACAAAAGACAGAGACGUUUAAAAACGUGUCAACGAAUUACUGCAACUUCCUACUGAACGAAUGCUCACUUCCGAGGAAUUAUAGAAAAUAAAGUGUUAGGUUUUCAGUGUAACCCUGGGACAUCUCCCUGGGACAUUACAACUCCUUGAAUUCCUCUCUUUCUCAAGCUAAGAUGUGUCAAAAUGGGGCAAACCGAGAAUAUGAAGCCUUAAAGGCCCACUCUCAGCAAAUGCUCCAGUAGUUAUUGUACUCCACACAAGGGCCUGCAGUCAUCCCACACUUCUGUAUCAGGUGACCUCUAGUGGUUACAUGUAGAAAUAAAGACAUGUAUUGAGCCUUGGACUCAGAAUUCUUACAUCACUCUGACCUCUCAGUGCUAAUUUCAUUACAUCAGAGUAAAGCUUACACAUGUCAAAGUCCAAACCAUGUCUUUUUACAGCACAAAACAAAGAAGUGUUUUAGAAAUCCUGUAGUAAACACAUGCUAACGUAUGUAUGUCUGGAUUGAUACCCUACUGUUUCACCACAGUGGACAAACAUGGAAAGUUUUUGUUCUUGAACAUUCCACAGUCAUUUGCAUCAGAACAUAUAUCCAAAGUUCAAAACGCCAUCAGUUAGUAACAAAUAAGUCAGCAAUAUAUUGUAAAUAUGCACCUGAAUUGUAAAAUUUUUUAAAAAAUGCAGUCUACAAACACCACUAAGUACACUUAUUUAUAAAGGAUACUGUAAUUUGUCAGAUUGCACUUUUUAUUGGCAGAUAGAGGGUAUGUGUUUGGGAUGUCUUAUUCAGGUAGUUGAUCAUUUUGGACAGAGUCCUGACUCCAUACAUGCCUGGUGUGAGGUGCACUCUUCAUGUCAUGCCAUUCAGGUUUAGCUUAAGACACACAUCUGCUUGAAAGCAAUAUUG
Molecule: messenger RNA, 4842 nt
Organism: Chanos chanos (milkfish)
Lineage: Eukaryota; Metazoa; Chordata; Actinopteri; Gonorynchiformes; Chanidae
Gene: gipr
Product: gastric inhibitory polypeptide receptor
Exons: 15
Coding region: 334-1893 (519 amino acids)
Biological process (GO): cell surface receptor signaling pathway; adenylate cyclase-modulating G protein-coupled receptor signaling pathway
Cellular component (GO): plasma membrane
Molecular function (GO): peptide hormone binding; gastric inhibitory peptide receptor activity; G protein-coupled peptide receptor activity
Source: RefSeq, a predicted model, not a curated record